This is a messenger RNA of Drepanopeziza brunnea f. sp. 'multigermtubi' MB_m1, 2565 nucleotides long. RefSeq lists its product as uncharacterized. The record is from RefSeq and is a predicted model, not a curated record. NCBI's taxonomy places the organism in Eukaryota, Fungi, Ascomycota, Leotiomycetes, Helotiales, Drepanopezizaceae.
AUGCAGGCGUCACCUGAGCGAACAACCCUUAAACGCCAGCGGUCCCGCCCUUCGGCGUGGUGGGCUGCCCCUCCGUCGAACGCGCCGCCGCCGUGGGUUCUGCAGGCACAGGCACAACCUGCUGAAGAACAAAUACGAGAACGUGAGCGACAGGCACAGACGCAGAAACGAAAAGAUGGUGCGGCGAAGCGGAAGAGGGGAAUUUCGGAGGCCCCACAAGCAGGAAAUAGAGGGGUGUCUAAGUCUAGAGCAGGAGGAGACGGAGGGAAGAAGGCUGAGAAUAGGAGGUCUGGUGGGUCUGGAAAAACUGGCGAGGAGAAGGGGAAGGGUAGUGAGGUGCAUGGGGAGGGGAAUAGCAAGGUAGUGAGGAGAGGGAAGUCGAGUGGUGGUGCGCAGGAUUUGAUGGGGUUGGAGAUCCAGAUGGGGGAGAGUGGAAAGGUUUCUGGAAAGGGACAGAAAAGAAAGCCUGAGAAGAAGGGAGUCACUACGCAAGGGUGGAAUGGAUCUGCUGCUGAGGAGAAUGAGAAGGCAUUGAGGAGGGGACGGUCGUCUGGCGGGGAGGCUGAGUUGAGGGCGUUGGGGGAGAGCUCGAUGGGCACGGAAGCUGCUUCUGGAGACACAUCUGCUGCUGCUCGGCUUGAGGAAGAUGACAAAAUAAAAUCUACGGGUGAGGUCACUGCGAAGAAACGAGGCAGGUCUGCUGCUACGCAUGUUGACGAGCUUGACGCGCAAGAAGAUGGAGAACACGCUGUAGCGAGAAGACGAGGUCGUUCAAGUGUCGUUGGGGCACAAAUGCAGGUCGAAAAAAAACCCACUGAGGAAACGGCUCUCAGGAACCAAGGCCGCCCUGUUGUAGUCCAUGAUGAAGACCAGGUCGAUGAAUUAGUCGACGAGACUCUCGAAAUGGCUGCCCCCAAGAAGAAAAGCCACCGCUCUCCUGCUGUGCCCAUGGACAAAGCUGAAGGGGCAUUAAAAAAAGCCUCAGAAAGACGUGGUCGACUUUCAAUUUCUGGACAAGGCCCUAUUCCAAAACCUCUACAGGCACCCGUUGAUGAAGCCCAAAGGGCCACCAAAAAGCGCGGCCGACCUACAGCACCCGAAGGCUCAGCCGAAGCAGUAUCCGAUGAACCUGCCACCAAGAAAAAACGUGGCAGAAUAUAUGAUAACGGGCUUCUUGAGCCGAACAUGGCACAGAUUACAAAAACGGGCGCGCCAGUCAGAGGACGCGCCCGCACACGCCCAUCAGACGUUGUUGAACCAGAGCCAUCGAAGCCCAGGGAUCAAGAUAGGGGCCGGAAACGGACUCGCCAGUCAGAUGUCCAUAUUGCCGAACCUGUGGCUCAACUCGAAAGUAGAGGUCGAAGGAGGACUAGGAGAUCAGCGGAAAUUGAACAAGACACUGUCCCUGAACUGGCCCACAAAGCUGUCCCCAAAGCCGUCAAGGCCAAACGACGAUCGGAGGUUAUUGAAGUCGAAGCUGCUUCUUCAAAGCUCACCAGAAGUCGCAGUGAUAAGCGAGCGAAACCUGCCACUACCACUACUGUUCCCAAAGCUGGCAAAGCUUCCUCGUCUACUCAACCUCCGGUCAAGACCAAGAAGGGAGCUCGCUCUGCUACCGUGGUCACAGAGAUAGAGACCCCUAACUCGGCGCCAUCUCAAACUAGGAGAAAGAACUCCAAGCGGUCAUCAGAAGUAGAAGUACAGUCCCGGAAACACAAAGCGGUCGAAAAACCUGAGCCUCUCAAGCGUCGUCGUAGUAGCAAACUCUCCGUUCAAGAUCAACAUGAAGAACCCGAACCCGAGCUAGCACCGUAUCAACAUCUGAGAGCAGUGACUCGUAAAGUGUCACGCCAGACAAUUGAGAAAAAGUGGGAACCUCUCCCGCCUCUAUGUGUCGAUCGCAUCACACAACUCCUCCAAGAUACUCAAAGACCCGUCCUGGUCCAUCUACACGACGAGAAGAAAAAGAGUCAAGCCAGCUCAGCCAUGCAGAGCAUUGCUCGCCGCCUCACGACAAAAGUUUCCCGAGGGCUACCAUUCCCACCGGGAAGUCGGAAACAUCGGGAAGACGACUUCGAUUUUGAAAAGAUCGUGGAAUUGAAUCGUGUUCUGGAGGCGCAACUGACUCCUGCUCUGCAUUCGAACGCGCUGCUAGAGGCGGAAUUGAGAAAAGAGCUAGCCAUGCUGGAGUUGGAGAAGGCGAGUAUGGUAGAGUUGGAGACAAACGCCAAUAGCGAGGCUGUGGCAAGGAAUAAAGCUGCGAGAAAGUUGCAUCAUGCUCUCCAGCUAGAUGAUGUAUUAGGCGAAGAAGUAUUGAGGGACGAUAUUGGGUUGGAUUUCGAGCGGCGGCUUCAACCAUUGGCUUUUGGGUUACAAGACGAUCCGGAUUUACAGGACUUGGUCAACAGCCUCGAAGGUCACGUGAAUACGGUUCAGGGAAACCUCAAGCAGGUGGAAGGGGUCUCUCAGGCGAUGGCUAAUAGUAGGGCCGCUGUCCAAGCCACGCUGUUCCAUCGUCUGGACAGUGCACGCUACGAUGAUGUGGUUCUGGGCUUUGAGGAAUGA